Carlito syrichta (Philippine tarsier) is the source of this 737-nucleotide messenger RNA. RefSeq lists its product as uncharacterized. The record is from RefSeq and is a predicted model, not a curated record. Gene Ontology annotation, cellular component: ribosome; cytosolic small ribosomal subunit. Gene Ontology annotation, molecular function: structural constituent of ribosome. Lineage: Eukaryota; Metazoa; Chordata; Mammalia; Primates; Tarsiidae. The transcript is spliced from 4 exons. The coding region runs from base 1 to 705 and encodes 234 amino acids. Gene Ontology annotation, biological process: translation.
AUGAGACAGGCAGGUCUUGCUGUGUCUCCUCAAGGAGGCUCAGCAACUGUUCAGAACCCUCCUUCUACCCUGGACCCUCCUUCCUUGUGCAAGUCUCUCACAUUCUUAUUGUGGGAAGAAAAGAAUAACCUUGAGUUGCGUUUUUAUAAAUGGAAAAGAGCAUUUUUUGGAUGGGGGAAAUACAAAAGUGACAAGAAACACGACUAUCUCUGUGACAAUGAAUUACAUAAAAAGAAGAGACUUCGAGGACGUGGGUGCUGUGGAACUGUGGUCCUUCGCGUUCCUACUCCUGCUCACUGCUGUUUGCUCUCACUAGGAACAAUAGUAAAAAUAUACAUCAUUUUGAUUAUAAUACCAGACACCGGCAAGACACCCAUGGAGCCGGAGGUGGCAAUCCACCCAAUUAGAAUCACCCUCACCAGCCGCAACAUAAAAUAUCUGGAGAAAGUGUGUGCUAUCCUGAUCAGAGGUGCAAAGGAAAAGAAACUCAAAGUGAAAGGACUGCUUCUCAUGCCUACCAAGACUUUGAGAAUCACUACAAGAAAAACUACUUGUGGUGAAGGUUCUAAGACAUGGGAUCACUUCCAGAUGAGAAUCCACAAACGACUCAUCUACUUGCACAGUUCUUCCAAGACUGUCAAGCAGAUUACUUCCAUCAGUAUUGAGCCAGGAGUUGAGGUUGAAGUCACUAUUGCUGAUGCUUGAGUCAAGUAUUUUAAUAAAUUGAUUACACUUGU